Molecule: messenger RNA, 2534 nt
Organism: Passer domesticus (house sparrow)
Lineage: Eukaryota; Metazoa; Chordata; Aves; Passeriformes; Passeridae
Product: mucin-12
Exons: 1
Source: RefSeq, a predicted model, not a curated record
UGCACCUCUGGAUGUGUCUGCACUCAAGGGCACACGGACACGUGCACAGGUGUGCACACAGCUCACCCACACACAUAAACACACGUGUGUGCACUGCUCCACUCACUGCUCACACCUGUGCACACAGCUCACACACACAGCUCACACACACAGCUCACACACACGUGUGUGCACUGUUACACUCACUGCUCACACUUGUGCACACAGCUCAAACACAGCUCACACACACAGGUGUGUGCACUGCUCCACUCACUGCUCACACCUGUGCACACACACUCAGGUACCCUCACUGCUCUCGUGUGCACACACACACAGCUCACACCCCCACGUACACACUGCACACACAGGGCUCACACCUGCACACACACCAAGCACACACACACACACCUGUGCACACACACUCAGGUAUCCCUCACUGCUCAUGUGUGCACACACACACCCCCAUGUACACACUGCACACACACACAGCUCACACCUGUGACUGCACACACACACACCUGCACACACACAGCUCACACCUGUGCACACACACAGCUCACACCUGUGCACACACACAGCUCACACUGCACACACACAGCUCACACCUGUGCCUGCACACCAAGCACACACACACCUGUGCACACACACUCAGGUACCCCCACUGCUCAUGUGUGCACACACACACACCCAUGUACACACUGCACACACACAGAGCUCACACUGCACACACACAGCUCACACCUGCACACACACACAGGGCUCACACCUGUGCCUGCACACAGCUCACACCUGCACACACACACACACCUGUGCACACACACACAGCUCACACCUGCACACACCCAGCUCACACCUGUGCACACACAGCUCACACCUGCACACACACACACAGCUCACACUGCACACACACACAGAGCUCACACCUGUGCACACACACAGCUCACACUGCACACACCCAGCUCACACUGCACACACCCAGCUCACACCUGUGCACACACACAGCUCACACUGCACACACACAGCUCACACCUGUGCACACACACAGCUCACACCUGUGCACACACCCAGCUCACACUGCACACAUACAGCUCACACCUGUGCACACACCCAGCUCACACUGCACACACAGAGCUCACACCUGUGCACACACCCAGCUCACACCUGCACACACCCAGCUCACACCUGCACACACACACAGCUCACACCUGUGCACACACCCAGCUCACACCUGUGCACACACCCAGCUCACACCUGCACACACACACCCAUGUACACACUGCACACACACAGCUCACACUGCACACACACAGCUCACACCUGUGCACACACACAGCUCACACUGCACACACACAGCUCACACCUGUGCACACACCCAGCUCACACUGCACACAUACAGCUCACACCUGUGCACACACCCAGCUCACACCUGCACACACACAGCUCACACCUGUGCACACACACAGCUCACACUGCACACACACAGCUCACACCUGUGCACACACACAGCUCACACUGCACACACACAGCUCACACCUGCACACACACACAGCUCACACCUGUGCACACACACAGCUCACACUGCACACACACAGCUCACACCUGUGCACACAUACAGCUCACACCUGUGCACACACACAGCUCACACCUGCACACACCCAGCUCACACCUGCACACACACACCCAUGUACACACUGCACACACACAGCUCACACUGCACACAUACAGCUCACACCUGUGCACACACAGAGCUCACACCUGUGCACACACACAGCUCACACUGCACACACAGAGCUCACACCUGUGCACACACACAGCUCACACCUGCACACACACAGCUCACACCUGUGCACACACACAGCUCACACUGCACACACACAGCUCACACCUGCACACACACACAGCUCACACCUGCACACACACACAGAGCUCACACUGCACACACACAGCUUACACCUGUGCCUGCACACCAAGCACACACACACCUGUGCACAUACACUCAGGUACCCCCACUGCUCAUGUGUGCACACACACACACCCAUGUACACACUGCACACACCCAGCUCACACCUCACACACAGGGCUCACACUGCACACACACAGAGCUCACACCUGCACACACACAGCUCACACUGCACACACAGAGCUCACACCUGCACACACACAGCUCACACCUGCACACACACACAGAGCUCACACCUGUGCCUGCACACAGCUCACACCUGCACACACACACAGGGCUCACACCUGCACACACCCAGCUCACACCUGCACACACACACAGGGCUCACACCUGCACACACACACACAGGGCUCACACCUGCACACACCCAGCUCACACCUGCACACACACACAGCUCACACCUGUGCACACACACAGAGCUCACACUGCACACACACACACAGCUCACACCUGCACACACACACAGGGCUCACACCUGCACACACAGAGCUCACACCUGCACACACACACACAGCUCACACCUGCACACACACACAGCUCACACCUGCACACACACACACAGCUCACACCUGCACACACACACAGGGCUCACACC